Molecule: messenger RNA, 564 nt
Organism: Penicillium brevicompactum
Lineage: Eukaryota; Fungi; Ascomycota; Eurotiomycetes; Eurotiales; Aspergillaceae
Exons: 3
Coding region: 1-564 (187 amino acids)
Source: RefSeq, a predicted model, not a curated record
AUGGCAUUCUACUUGCUCUUCCUUCUGUUCACCCUCUGCCUCCAACUAGCCAACCCAACAUUUGAGCUAGAGAGAACCUUGACCAUUAUUGGCAUGGCCGAGUCGAGCGCAAUACACCACAAGCGUCCUCCGGGACACGGCCUUUUGCGUGGCCAAGAGACACAAACCCACUGCAAAGAGACAGAGAUCAAAGAAUACCCUGAUCUCGAAUCCCAUUACUCUCUCCUCUCUCCUCCUGGCAACACAUCCCAGGAGCAUAAACCUACAUGCGGACCAACGGCCGACACUGGAGACCGAAAGGUCUAUUUUUCUCUGGGCACAUGGUGCACAAACAUCGCCAUGGAGCUGGCCAAACCGGUACUAGCAAAUUACCGGAUGAAGCUCAUGGAAGCUAUCUGGGAACGGAUAGGGUCCUCUAAUAUCGGAUGGGUCGCAUUGAUUUGGUGGCUUGUAAGAAAGCCCAGAGAACCUGGGAAGACCCGCACAGAUUCCGAGCAGAGAAUUGAGGAUCUUGAGGAGCGAGUCCAACAAUUGGAGCAGAUCGCGCAGACAGGUCGGAUAUAA